Molecule: messenger RNA, 1757 nt
Organism: Daktulosphaira vitifoliae (grape phylloxera)
Lineage: Eukaryota; Metazoa; Arthropoda; Insecta; Hemiptera; Phylloxeridae
Exons: 7
Coding region: 124-1719 (531 amino acids)
Source: RefSeq, a predicted model, not a curated record
CAUAGCAUAAAAAACAUUUAAGAUAUAGUGUCAACUGGCUAAAAAUAGAUUACUAUGAUGAUAGGUUUGCUCAUAAAUAAACAUUUGUUCCUAUUUUGCUUUAUUUUUAAUUAGUAUAAUUUCAUGAUGUUGAAAAGAAAUAUAAAAAAUGCAAAAGCAAAGUUAAAGAAAAAAAAAGGGGUUUCACAAAAGGCUAAAUUAACGAUAAAAAAAAUUGAUAACGUUUUGCCAGUUUCAACCCCUUUAGGCUCAGUGCAUUUUGAUGAAUUUUUAAAAGGCUGUAAAGAACAAAACGUACCCGUAAUACCCGAUGAGCCACAUAAAAGUAGCAAAACAAAUAUUAAGAAAAAGAAUAAAAAAGGCAAUAGAAUAAACAAAGGCAAAGGUAAAAAAAUAUCUAAAAAUAAAGUCAAAGAAAAAAAAAAAGGCAAAAAAAAAAAAAAAUCUAGUAUAAAGAAAGUAGUUGUGAAACCCGAUGAUGAGCCCAUAAUUGAUCUGACUCAACCACCUUUAUUCCCAUUGAAUAAAACUUUACUCGUUUCUGGGAGUUUCGAUGAACCUGAAAUUUAUUACCCAGACUUUGUGGUGGGAAAAAUUGAACCUCCAACACUUAACAGACAAUCAUCGAUCAAAGAGAUAAAUAAUAUAGAAAAACAAGCAAAUAAUGUUGUGGAAGAAAUAAACAAAACACAAGAAAAAAUAAAGAUUUUAAAGGAAAAACCAAAAUUAAGUAAUUUAGAGACGGCUGAGUUGGAAAAUCAGCAGACUUUAUUACUAUCGUUAUUAAGUGAUUUUGAACAUCAUUUAGAACGGAUUCGUGAAAUUUUUAAUGAAGAUCGAAUGGAUACUAUUAUUGAGGAUGACGAGGAACAAUGGGUGGACGACGAAGAAAAUGUAUGUGAAGAAAAACCUGACAAUACACAAAUAUGUUCAUUUUUGAAUGACUUACAAAAUAAUUGUGAACCACCAACUCAAGAUGUAAGUAAAUGGUACAACAUGAUGGAUCUCACCUAUCUUUUAACACCUUCAACAUCAUCCAGUAAGGACCUCAAUAUUCCUAUGUCUAAUAGUUUAGAAAAGAUAUUUAACGAACUUAAGGGAAAAAAUGCGAAUGAAGCUCAAGAUGAUGAACGUAAUAAUAUUUUUAAACGCUUAAGAAAAAAAUUUUCAAUACUGAUUCCACCACCAAUUUUAAAUGCUGAAAAAGGUGACGCUGUCUGGAUGGAUAAAAAGCUUCGCAAAGACCAUAAAGAAAUGAUAGAUGGCACGGAUAAGUUAAAGUUGUUCCAAUGCUGGCAAGAAUUUGAAGACAAGUACAAAAUAAUUAAUGCAUUGGUCGUGUCUGUAAAGGAUGUCAUAAAAUCAACAAAACCUUUUUAUUAUGCAAGCAAAGACGUCAAAGAAAAAUUUAUUUCUGACCAGAGUAAACUUUUGCAAUCCCUCGAUGAAUUUAAACACUCUGUUAAAAACACAUUUUUGCCAGCGGGACUGGAAGACUAUUGGAAGAUAUAUCCAGAAUCAUUAAGACUUGGGAUGAGAUCUUGUUUUGACAUUACAAUUCAGUCAAAAGAACGUAUAAUUGAAAAAGUGACUCCUUUAGAAAAAAUGUGUUUCAUAGAACAAAAUAAAUUCAUACCAAAAGGUGUCAAUUGCGAUUGCAAUAUCAAAAAAGAAAAUUCAAAUGACAGUGAAAUCGUUGUAGUUACCCACAAUUAUUGAUGCUGAAAUAAAAAAUUCGAACAGUAAAAAUCAAUAGU